AUGGGAGACGGGCUCUCGGUGGACUCGGAGGAGCUCAAAGUCGGGACCAAGGUUGCGCGGUAUUCUGAGGCGCUUCGGGUUCUGUGUGGAUACGUACAACAGAAGCCUGCGGACGUGCGAGCUGCGCUCGGUUCGCUUGCCAACACGCUCGAAAUGGCAACAGUCAUGCGGGCGAUCAAGCAACACCAUCUGUCGUUGGUGAACCCCGUCACUCUGGAUCGUCGCCAGGAUGUCGACACCGUCCUCGUCCUCCUCAUCAAGGACGAGGGGCACCAGAUGGUGAAGGACGUCAACAGCCCUGCCCACGCUCAAGAGUACGGCCGGGACAUGACCAUGGCCACGCAAGCGUACCGGUGCACGACGGCCACGGCCGCGCAGAGCCAAGGCAGCCAACAGGGGAUCUGCAUGUACACGAUCGUGGCGGGCACUCUCCUGAGGGAGCUCAUGCCGCCCGCGGACUCCCAGUACGUGUAUACAACGCAUCUCCUCACGCCCAUCGACCCUCAGCGAGCGCGGGAGAUGCUGAGACAGUACGUGGAGGGGUUCGGUGGAGCU
Klebsormidium nitens is the source of this 555-nucleotide messenger RNA. The record is from the annotation of a GenBank genome assembly. Lineage: Eukaryota; Viridiplantae; Streptophyta; Klebsormidiophyceae; Klebsormidiales; Klebsormidiaceae.